UUUGCUCUUUUAUUAUGCCCGCAAUUAGGUUAUGGAGAGAGUUACAAUAAUUCUGCUACUAGCUUUUACUUUGGAUUAAUGAGAUACAGUGGAUAUCUUACAAUUUCGACUUUGUCUCCUCUCAACGUCACAUAUAACAUCACUAUUGAUUCGUUCAAUUAUACUCGAAAUGGAACAGUAACAAAGAAUAGCCCAGAUCCAUAUGUAUAUCUUUCUUCAAGCUUCUAUACAAGUUCUAGUUCUUUUGCAGAUCGAUUUAAGGGGAUUCAUUUGACAAGUGAUCAACCGAUAAGUGUGUCACAUUUUAGUUAUUUCUAUGAGUAUCUCAUUUUACCAUAUCAUGAGUACCCAGGAGUCAGUCAGUAUGAAUAUUAUGCUGUUUCUACUAGUAGUUACCGUAACACAUCUCUUAGUCAAGUUCUUCUUGUUGGUUGUAUUAAUAAUACUGUCAUUAGUAUUAUACCAACAGUUGAUCUCUUCAUUCCUAUUGAUGUACAGAAGAAUGGGAGUGAUGAUAUAUUAGUAACUAAAGGUAACUCUCAUACUAUUACACUACAUGAGGGACAGACUCUAUUGCUGGGUAAAGGGAAUGGAAGUGAUAUAUCAGGAACACACUUUAUUUCUAAUAAACCACUGACUGUUAUUACUGGUCACCAGUGUGGCAGUACUCCUGAUAUGAUAGAAAUGCCUUCUUGUCAUGAGAUGCAGUUACAAGUUUCUCCAACAAUAACUUGGG
Molecule: messenger RNA, 736 nt
Organism: Amphimedon queenslandica
Lineage: Eukaryota; Metazoa; Porifera; Demospongiae; Haplosclerida; Niphatidae
Exons: 2
Source: RefSeq, a predicted model, not a curated record